Sipha flava (yellow sugarcane aphid) is the source of this 897-nucleotide messenger RNA. RefSeq lists its product as uncharacterized. The transcript is spliced from 3 exons. The coding region runs from base 235 to 834 and encodes 199 amino acids. The record is from RefSeq and is a predicted model, not a curated record. NCBI's taxonomy places the organism in Eukaryota, Metazoa, Arthropoda, Insecta, Hemiptera, Aphididae.
UACACACAUACAUAUAUAGAUAGUAUGUCAUGAAAAAAAUUGGCUAUCAGCUUAUUUUCACAGGAAGUGCAAAUUUUUGAUAAUUUUUAUAAAACAAGAUGAAAAAAUUUAACCUACUUAAGAGUCAAAUUUUAUCUUGAAAAGUUCAAACCACCUACACUCAGUUUCACAGUGUCUAACUCACCACAUACUGAAUUGCGUUCCUUGUAUUCGUUUCUAGACUACACAACAGAAAUGGGGCAUUUAACAUUUAUAACAUUUAAGUUUACUAUCUUAGUAUGCAUAUUAGGUGGACCGAUUCAAGAUGAUCAAGAGUUGAAGCCUUGUCCAAAUAUUAAACCAUUUACAAAAGUCAACAUUGACCAGUUGCUAGGGAAAUGGUUUUUGGCUAUUAUGGUUAUUGAAUCACAAAAUGAAGAAUUCAUUGAAGAUAGUGUUUGUAUACAUGGUGAACUUUUGCGAUACAAUAAAACCAUGUUACGGCAAGUAUGGAACAUUGAUAAUCCACUUUUGAUUGGGGAUCAUAGCGCUGUAAUAGAACUUCCAACCAAGGAAGAAGAAGUAGGAAUUUGGUCAAUUUUAAGUCCAUUAGGAGGAGAUAUAAAAGCAACAGUUAUUGAUGCAGACCCAGAUAAACAUAUGAUACUGGCAUUUUGUGGACAAAAAGGAUUUGACUCAUUACACAUGUGGACAGUAGUUGUAACACGUCAAAAUGGCAUCACAGCACCAGAAACCUUAAGAUUAUCAGCUAUUUUGGUCAAACAUGGCUAUAGUCCAUUGGCCAGUAAAAUAGUAAGUUGGAAAGAUUGUCCAAUUUAUACAUUUAUACCUUAGAAUUAAGAUUUGUUGGAACAUAAAUAAAUUGUGCAAAUAAAUACGUAUACAAAAUUAUACAAU